CGCAGUUGGGUGACAGGGGCCUCUUCACCGCUCACCCUAUUCAGUGGCACGUUGUGGCUUGUGCUGUAUUAUUUUUUUUCGGCCUCAAGGGAAAGGGGCAAUCCGUGAAUAAUGGAUACCGAGGACCCGAGCCACUGUCUACACGGACGGAAGGUGCACAAAAACACGCUCGGCAAUGGAAGGCGGAUACGGGAUUGUGCCUGCCCCCUCGGGCGAACGAACAGUGAACCGUGGAAAGGUGAAAGUGGGUCUACGUCAAGCCAAAACUUUGGUCCCACUGCGAGGAGCACAUGGAUGCUGCUAGUUUUGACUUUUCAGGCAUCGAAAGACAAUUUUCUUCCAGUCCUCGUCCUCGGAUCUGAACCAGUGAGACAUUUGAUUACCACGAAAAGACACUCUUAGACGGCAUCUCUCCCCAAAACACCAUCCACAUGAGUAACUACAACAUGUCGGCGAUGCGGAAACACAACGUCACGACAUUUCCGCGUCCCCCCGUGGUGGACCGAGUCCAGAGACACAUCCAGAUCAAGUGGCAUGGCCAACUUAUAGCCGACUGCCCGCCCGGUGAGGCUUACUGGUGUCUGGAGACCCAUCACGCGCCCACUUACUUCAUCCCACCCUCCCGCGUCAGACUUCCUCUCUCGACGACUCCUCGUACCUCCUUUGACGAGUUCAGAGGUCCCAUAACCUACUACGCCAUGAUGAGCCCCAUCAACGCGGCUGACACGGUGAGCAACCGCAUCUGGUCGUUCAACGAGCCUCCAAAAGAUUUUGAGGCCAUCAAGGGCUAUCUGGCCUUCUUUGCGGGUCCUUGGGAGUGCUAUGUCGACGGCGAACGCGCCCAGUCUCCCCCGCAAGACUUCUACGGCGGGUGGGUCACGAGCGAUAUUGAAGGCAUCAACAAGGCUCCUCAUCCUUGGGGCGUUCCCCCCCCCUGGGGCCACGAGCAGUUCUAGAGGAGCAAUCAAUCGAACGAGUUCCAGGAAUCGGUGUGUCUGUUUUGAGGGGGUUUUAUGCUCAACUCUGAAGACAUAAUGGCGUCUGAGCGGUCAGCAUGUUUAGUGUCAGGCGUUUGGGGUCUGCAAAAAUAAAAAAGGGGGAGGGAGCAUUGGGGGCAUUAGGGAUCUGGCGAUUGGGUGGCAAGCAUUGAUAGACGGGGGACUUGAACAUAGAGCAGCCAGUAUUAUAUUGUACAUAAACAGGCCAUUUCCAAAUUUGUGCGUCUGGAUGGGUGAUCAAGAGAAAGAGAUCUUGCAUGUACAUACAGGACGUGAUGUUGGGAACGUGAAGAGAUCGGGGGACGGUGGUAUGGCUCAGACGUCGCGACAUCCAGCAUAUAAUAUACCUCUCUUCGGAGGACCGAGGGUCCGGGGGCCAUCAUGACAUUGU
Molecule: messenger RNA, 1389 nt
Organism: Podospora pseudocomata
Lineage: Eukaryota; Fungi; Ascomycota; Sordariomycetes; Sordariales; Podosporaceae
Exons: 2
Coding region: 432-956 (174 amino acids)
Source: RefSeq, a predicted model, not a curated record